Messenger RNA from Rhineura floridana, 2617 nucleotides. It is a transcript of the gene SCARB1, whose product is annotated as scavenger receptor class B member 1. Gene Ontology annotation, molecular function: scavenger receptor activity; low-density lipoprotein particle binding; lipid binding. Lineage: Eukaryota; Metazoa; Chordata; Lepidosauria; Squamata; Rhineuridae. Gene Ontology annotation, biological process: cholesterol import; recognition of apoptotic cell; plasma lipoprotein particle clearance. The coding region runs from base 115 to 1737 and encodes 540 amino acids. The record is from RefSeq and is a predicted model, not a curated record. The transcript is spliced from 13 exons. Gene Ontology annotation, cellular component: caveola; cytoplasm.
GCGGAGACCCUAAAUGGGGGCAAGCAGGGCGGCCGCGGUUGCUUCUCACGCUAGUGCAGUGGCGGCUCAGAGGCUUGCAGUGCUUUCCGGCCGGCCGUCGUUUUCAGAGUCGUUAUGGUGGGCUGUUGCAACCCUUUCCGAGCGGCGGUGGGGCUGGGUGUCGUCGGCCUGGCGUGCCUGGCCUUCGGGGUCUUUUUGAUCGUCAUGGUGCCCGCCAUUGUGAAGGACCAGGUGGCCAAGAAUGUGCGUCUCAGUCCCAAAGGCAUGGUGUUCAAGUUGUGGAAGGACAUCCCAGUGCCACUCUUCAUGUCUCUCUAUAUCUUCGAGGUGCUGAAUUCAAAGGAAGUUCUUCGGGGAGCAACGCCAGCCGUGGCCCAACGUGGCCCUUAUGUAUACAGGGAACAGAGAGAGAAAACAAACAUAACUUUCCAUAAUAAUGGUACAGUCUCCUUCUUGGAGUAUCGGUAUUUUAAUUUCCAGCCAGACUUGUCAAAUGGGUCAGAAUCAGACUACGUCAUCGUACCAAAUAUCCUGGUGAUGGGAGCUGCGGUGAUGUUCGAGCAUCUGCCGAUGCCUAUGAGGCUGACUCUCAGUAGCGCAUUUGUCGUCUUCGGACAGGGUGCUUUCAUGAACCGGACAGUGGGAGAAAUCAUGUGGGGUUAUGAGGACCCGCUUAUCGACUUCCUGAACUCCCUCAAGCCGGGGUUGCUUCCGUUUAAAGGGAAAUUUGGUUUGCUUUCUGAACUGAACAAUUCACAUUCAGGGCUGUUCACAGUGAACACUGGCAUGGAGAACAUCUCCAAAAUCCAUAUGGUGGAUACUUGGAACGGAUUAAAAAAGGUGCCUUACUGGAACUCAGAUCAGUGCAACAUGAUCAACGGAACUAUUGGGCAGUUGUGGCCUCCAUUCCUUACCUCUUCCUCACCUAUAGAAUUGUACAGUCCUGAUGCCUGCAGAUCCAUGAGGUUUACCUAUAAUAAAUCCGGGGAAUUCAAAGGAAUACCUACAUUCCGGUUUUUGGCUCCAAAGACAUUGUUUGCCAAUGGAAUAGACUAUCCACCCAACGAAGGCUUUUGCCCAUGCCGCCAGUCUGGAAUCCUGAAUGUCAGCUCCUGUCGGUUCAAUGCACCAUUAUUCAUUUCCCAUCCACACUUCCUGAAUGCUGACCCUGAGCUGCUAAAGACAGUGGAUGGCCUGCAUCCCAAUGAAGAAGAGCAUGGACUUUUUGUAGAUUUGCAUCCGCUGACUGGCAUUCCUAUGAACUUUUCCAUCAAAAUGCAGCUCAGUCUCUUUAUGAAGAAAGUCCCUGGCAUAUUGCAAACAGGGACAGUCAAGCCAGUUGUGUUACCUCUUCUUUGGUUUGCAGAGAGUGGAGAGAUCCAAGGCGAUGUCUUGACAAUGUUCUAUACCAUUUUGCUUAUCCCUGUUAUACUGGGCUACGCACAAUAUUUCCUGGUUGCACUUGGAGGUGUUCUGCUUUUAAUUGCUGCUCUACUUAUGCUCAAGAACAAGACUUUGAAGGAUGGGCCCAUUUCGAUUCAGACCCCAUCUACCAUAACGUUUUUUAAUCCUGGAUCCGGCACUGACUAUAAAUAUCAGGGCCCUCAGAGAGAUGCUCAAGUAAAGACUCCGCUGAUGUCAAAUCUACCAAACGGCCAACUUGAGGAUUCAGACACUGCCCCUCUUCUGCAAAAGGACUUGAGCACAGUUCAUCCCAGGGUUGUUUCCUACACGUGAUACCUCUGUUCCUCUUCACGAAAGAUCCCUAUGAGCUUUCACCAAUAGACUUGGGGGUGAGGUGGAUCCAGACAAACAAAUUCAACCACCUCUGUUCUACUUUAUUGAAGUUAGGAGAUAUGUCCCAGCCUUCUUCCACAAACCAUGAGUUUGUGGGAAACUUCAGGAAAGCUUCUUGCGCAAAAGGUUGCACUAUUCUUUGGAUCUUAAGGACAAUGGAGAGCCUGUGUGUGAGGAACGGUGUGUCUCUGCCAUUAUGUAUUUCCACGUGACUGGAAGAGUGGCAGCUGAAGGUGGUUCUUCACUUCCGUGACAGUAGCUCUCCAGUUCUCUGAAAGCUGAUAUAUAUAUAUAUAUAUAUUGUUAAAAAGCCUGAAGGCACAUUUUGAUAGUCGAUAAGAUCCCAGAGUUUAUGUUGCUGAUGUUUGCUAUUUGAGGGCUAUGAAGCUUCUAUAGAUCUAAACUGACCUAAAGUUUUGUAUUACAAACCUUUCUUUCUCUCCCCUUGUUUAAAAAAUAAGGUGAUUCCUUACAUGCACUGGAUGCUGAUGCCUUCGCUACCACCCACCUUCCCACAGCAACCUAUCAACAGCUUAAUCUGAAGGUUGGGAAACCCCCAAAGUGGCAUUCAGCAGAGCACUCAGAAAUUAACAUUGGUUUGCAGGGGGAGCAGCAGGAUGGAAAUUGCAUCUGUGAAAGCUGUUCAGGUAGAUUCUCUUGGAUCCCAUGCAAUACUUUGCACUCCACAAGUAGUCUUUACUUCUUAGAAAUACACGCCCAGUCAAAUGCUGUCAUCAUUUUUGUAUGUUUUAAUCCGACUGGAAACACGAUGCAUACUUGCUCACUCAUGUACAUCCAUUAAACUGUUUUUUAAUGGGUA